AGAAACAUAGACACAGACGCCACCUACCUCCAUGUGUAAUGAUUGUUUUGACGAUGUACAGGAUUAUGCCGGAAACAUAAAAUAUUGGAUAUCAGUUUGUUCCUUUGCUACCUUCGAUUUCUACCCUUCUUGUUGUGCCCUAAUUCAGCAUUGUCUAAACCCAUAAUAACGCGGCCUCGACGCUCAGUAGGAGAAUGCACGCUGAGAGGAACCAAGUAAAAGAAAUGUUCCCUCUUCCACAACAGAUGUGACACUGGGAAGAAGCUCUAGGAAGCAUCACUCGUCUUGUAUGCAUGCAGACCAUUGACCUUUACACAUUGGAGUUCCAGAUUACCGUUAAGUCACAAGUUUGAUACAGACUUCCCACUUUUCUUCUCCAGCUGCCGUAGAAUGAUGUUACAGGGUGCAGCCCAGUAACAGAGCCAGGGUUUUGCGACCAAGUAUGUCCUGGCGAGCAGCAUGGAGGACGCUGUGAGCCGUGAGUCCGUCACCUCGUCGACCAGCGAAGAGUUUGUGGUUGUGAAUGGGGAGCCGCGUCUAAAGGUGGCGUCAGACGUGGAAGACAUCACAGAAGAGAUUGCCAGCGCUGCGGGCCACGAGACGACCAGCAUGUCUGAGGGUGCUGACGUCAGCGAGCCCUGUGAGCAUGUGAUCCCCGGGAGCCAAUCGGUGAAUAUCCUGAGCUCAGACUCCAUCCUGGAAAACUACCCGGAAACACCCAGCGAGGAGGACAGGCCAGACCGGGGUCGCUCCACAUCCCUGCCCAUCAUUCCCAGUGGUGACUGCACCAUCUUCAAUGGUGUCACUUACCUGGGCUGCGCCAUGGUGAACGCGCCACGCAGUGAGGUGGAGAUCUACCGCAACAUGUCCGUUCUGAACCAGCACAGCCAGAUGUCUAUUCCCGUCGCCUUGUCCGUCCCGGCCACCUCGGAAGGCAUUGUCAGCAAAGGUGGAGAUCUAUUGCGACUGCUGGAGCCAGCCAAGCCAGACACGGAUAUCGCCAGCUUCCGCAUCCACCGCAUCCUGUUCUGUGCCCGCGGCCCCAGCGAGACACCAGAGCGACAGUGCUUCGCCUUCACGUGUAGCCACGGCGACAGCGCCGAGAACGCUAUCUUCCAGUGUCACGUGUUCCGCUGUGAUAUUCCUGAGGCUGUUCCAAAAAUCCUCUACUGUUUUGCCAACACGUUCCGCCGGGUGCCGAAACCCCACAAGCCACCAGGUGGCACCACCAGCAAUGCCGAGCUGGAGUUCUCCUUCUCUGUCAGCUUGGACUUCCGCGAGGAUGAUGGCAAGGGCAACUACUCAGCCUGCCCCAAGGACAAGGAUGUGUUCAAGUUUAGGUGCAACACGGAGAAACGUCUGCAGAUCUCGGUACAGCAGUCGGGCCCCCACGACCUCAGGAUUGAGCGGUGCUUUGGCCUACUUAUCUCCCCUGGUCGUAAUGUCCAGCACAGCGACAUGCAACUCAUUGAACUGGUGUCGAUGUCGUAUGCUGCAGACAGCAAGGCCUAUAACAUCACCGGGCACUGGGACCCCUCGGAGAAGUGUUUUGCCAUCCUCAACACAGAGACGGAGAAAGACUCUCGCGUGUUUCUGACCAUUGCCGUGGACCUGGUCCUGCUGGGCAUCCAGGAGCCUGUGCGGUUUAUUCUGGAGACCAAGGCCAAAAUCUUCCAGAGUUCAGAGCGCUUCUGGUACCUGAGUCGCCGGGGCUUCAGUGAGCAGUUCAACCUUACUCUCAAACAGGUGGAAGGUGCCGGGGACGGCAUCAAGUACUACGAGGUUGUCAAGGUGGAGAGCCAGACGGAAAUUGACCGCCGCACUAACGGCCUGUCCUUGAACCUGAGCGGGACCAACCGGGCCCCGCCUGAGUCCAUCAAGACGCCGCAGGAGGAGGAAGAGUCCGAUGUUGAUGAGCCUCUGCUGAGCGGCUCAGGUGUGGUGAGCAAAGAGGUUACUGAUGAGAACCUUUUGGAAGCAUGGGCCGAGGUGCUCACCCGCUGGCAUCAAAACCUGGCCACCCGACCUCGCCAAGUGACGGGACUGGUUCGCAAGACGGUGCCGGAGGCGCUGCGAGGGGAGGUGUGGCAGUUACUGGCCGGCUGUCACGAUACGCAGAACUUGUUGGAGGCUUACCGUGUGCUUAUCACAAAGGACUCCAGCUCAGAUGCUGUGAUUCAGAGAGACAUUAACCGAACAUUCCCCGCCCACGACUUUUUCAAGGAUGCUGGAGGUCAAGGCCAAGACUCACUGUACAGAAUUAGCAAGGCUUACUCUGUGUACGAUGAGGAGAUCGGCUACGUGCAGGGGCUGUCCUUCCUGGCUGCUGCUCUCCUGCUGCAUAUGCCGGAGGAGCAGGCGUUCUGUGUGCUGGUGAAGAUCAUGUACGACUACCAGCUGCGGGAACUGUUCAAGCAGGGCUUUUUGGAGCUGCACCUGCGCUUCUACCAGCUGGAGAGACUCAUGCAGGACCAGCUGCCUGACUUGUACAGCCACUUUGCAGAGAUGGGUCUGGAGAUCCACAUGUUUGCCUCCCAGUGGUUCCUCACUCUCUUCACGGCAAAGUUUCCCCUGCACGUCGUGUUUGGCAUCCUGGACCUGUUCCUGAGUGAGGGUCACAUGAUCAUCUUCUGCGUGGCACUAGCUCUGCUCAAGUCGUCAAGAAAAGAACUUCUGGCGCACGACUUUGAAGGUGUUCUCAAGUACUUCCGGGUCCACCUUCCCAAGAAGUACCGAGGGGAGGAAUCGGCCAAGGAGCUUAUGAGGCUUGCCAUCAGCAUGAAGGUUAACAACCGCAAGCUGAAGAAGUACGAGAAGGAAUAUCAGACGAUUCAGGAGCAGAACAUGCAGGAGGAGGAUCCCAUUGAGAGGUUUGAGCGGGAGAACAAGCGUCUGAUCGAGGCCAACAUGCGUCUGGAGCAGGAGAACGAUGACCUGGCCCACGAGCUGGUGGACAGCAAGCUCUACCUGCGCAGCCAGAUCGACACGCUGGAGGACAAGUGCACCCUGCUGGACAGAGACUACACCCAGACUAGCAAGUUGUUGAAGGAGACGGAGGACGAGAAGAAAAGGCUGGACGCCGAGUCCAAACAGCUGAAGGAAAUGUGUCGUCGGGAGCUGGAGCGUGCAGAGAGUGAGUCCACGCGCAACUCGGCCAUCAUCGCAGACUACAAACAGAUCUGCACCCAGCUGAGUGAGAGACUGGAAAAGCAACAGACAUCCUACAAGGAAGAGUUGCAGAAGAUCAGGUGCCAGGUGAAGUCGUGUGAGAAGUGCUGCUCCGUGUUUGACGGGGACAAGAUCCGACCGCUGGACAACAUGAAGGAGAAGGAGGAGGACCCGGACGUCACAGAGCUGCAGAAACAGAUCCGCGAGCUGGAGCUAGAGCUGGCACAGACCAAACUGGCGCUGGUGGAGUCGGAGUGCAAGACCCAGGACCUGACCCACCAGCUGAGCGCCGCCGUCUCAGAGAUCUCGGCCAACAAGAACACCUGGUUCCAGAAGACUCUGAGCUCCAUCAGGGACGUCGCCUCCAACAAGAAGGAGCCCAAGGAUUGAGGAUAGAUCUCUCACCUCUCUUUCUGUCUCUCUCAGAGACUCUCUCUCUCCCUUUCUUUCUCUUUCUGCCACUCUCUUUUUUUUUCCUUCUCUUUCUCGCUUCUCAUCUCUCGCU
This is a messenger RNA of Aplysia californica (California sea hare), 3673 nucleotides long. Its product is annotated as rab GTPase-activating protein 1. NCBI's taxonomy places the organism in Eukaryota, Metazoa, Mollusca, Gastropoda, Aplysiida, Aplysiidae. The transcript has 25 exons. The record is from RefSeq and is a predicted model, not a curated record. The coding region runs from base 460 to 3558 and encodes 1032 amino acids.